AUGAAGAAGAUGAGCAACAUCUAUGAGUCAGCUGCCAACACACUGGGAAUAUUUAACAGUCCCUGCCUGACCAAAGUUGAGCUGCGUGUGGCGUGCAAAGGCAUUUCCGACAGGGAUGCUCUUUCCAAACCGGACCCCUGCGUGAUCCUCAAGAUGCAGUCCCACGGACAGUGGUUUGAGGUGGAUAGGACAGAGGUGAUUCGGACCUGCAUCAACCCCGUGUACUCCAAACUGUUUACUGUGGAUUUCUACUUUGAAGAGGUUCAGCGCCUGCGGUUUGAAGUCCAUGACAUCAGCAGCAAUCACAAUGGGCUGAAGGAAGCUGAUUUCUUAGGUGGCAUGGAAUGUACACUUGGCCAGAUUGUUUCCCAGAGGAAGCUGUCCAAGUCCUUGCUGAAGCACGGGAACACGGCCGGCAAGUCUUCCAUCACGGUGAUUGCUGAAGAAUUAUCCGGCAAUGACGACUACGUGGAGCUUGCGUUCAACGCUCGGAAGUUGGAUGAUAAGGAUUUCUUCAGUAAAUCUGACCCCUUCCUGGAAAUUUUUCGGAUGAAUGAUGAUGCCACUCAGCAGCUCGUACACCGAACUGAGGUUGUGAUGAAUAACUUAAGCCCAGCCUGGAAGUCCUUCAAAGUCUCUGUAAAUUCUCUCUGCAGUGGAGAUCCAGACCGCCGACUGAAGUGCAUCGUGUGGGACUGGGACUCCAGUGGCAAGCAUGACUUCAUCGGCGAAUUCACCUCCACAUUCAAGGAGAUGAGAGGCGCCAUAGAAGGGAAGCAGGUACAGUGGGAAUGCAUCAACCCCAAGUACAAAGCCAAGAAGAAGAAUUACAAAAACUCAGGCAUGGUGAUCCUGAAUCAGUGUAAGAUUCACAAGAUGCAUUCCUUCCUGGAUUACAUCAUGGGUGGCUGUCAGAUCCAGUUUACAGUAGCUAUAGAUUUCACUGCCUCAAAUGGGGACCCCAGGAACAGCUGCUCCCUACAUUACAUCCACCCUUACCAACCCAACGAGUACCUGAAGGCUUUGGUAGCUGUAGGAGAGAUUUGUCAAGACUAUGACAGUGACAAAAUGUUCCCGGCCUUCGGCUUUGGUGCCAGGAUACCCCCAGAGUACACGGUCUCUCAUGACUUUGCAAUCAACUUUAAUGAAGAUAACCCCGAAUGUGCAGGGAUUCAGGGUGUUGUGGAAGCUUAUCAGAGCUGCCUGCCGAAGCUUCAGCUAUACGGCCCCACCAACAUCGCCCCCAUCAUUCAGAAGGUGGCCAAGUCAGCCUCGGAGGAGACCAACACCAAAGAGGCCUCGCAAUACUUCAUCCUGCUGAUCCUGACGGACGGCGUGAUCACAGACAUGGCCGACACGCGGGAGGCCAUCGUCCACGCCUCCCACCUGCCCAUGUCGGUCAUCAUCGUGGGCGUGGGCAACGCCGACUUCAGUGACAUGCAGAUGUUGGACGGCGACGAUGGCAUCCUCAGGUCGCCCAAAGGGGAGCCCGUGCUGCGGGACAUCGUGCAGUUUGUGCCCUUCAGGAACUUCAAACACGCAUCUCCGGCUGCCCUGGCUAAAAGCGUAUUGGCUGAAGUUCCAAACCAAGUCGUGGACUAUUAUAAUGGCAAAGGCAUCAAACCAAAAUGCUCGUCGGAAGUCUACGAAUCCUCCAGGACGCUAGCCCCGUGA
This is a messenger RNA of Dipodomys spectabilis (banner-tailed kangaroo rat), 1674 nucleotides long. It is a transcript of the gene Cpne4, whose product is annotated as copine 4. The record is from RefSeq and is a predicted model, not a curated record. Gene Ontology annotation, cellular component: plasma membrane. The transcript is spliced from 15 exons. Gene Ontology annotation, molecular function: calcium-dependent phospholipid binding. NCBI's taxonomy places the organism in Eukaryota, Metazoa, Chordata, Mammalia, Rodentia, Heteromyidae. Bases 1 to 1674 code for a protein of 557 amino acids. Gene Ontology annotation, biological process: cellular response to calcium ion.